Protopolystoma xenopodis is the source of this 471-nucleotide messenger RNA. Lineage: Eukaryota; Metazoa; Platyhelminthes; Monogenea; Polystomatidea; Polystomatidae. The record is from the annotation of a GenBank genome assembly.
CGCUUCGCCCAGGUUUCCGGAAUUUCAUAUGGAUUCGACCCUGCUAAACCAUCGGGUUCUCGUAUCCAAAUAGCCAGUGUGAGGAUUCAGGGCCGUCUUAUUGAACCUUCUGGAGAGUAUCUUGUGGCCACAAAGAAGUACAUGGCGAUCGGCAAAGAGGGCUAUAAUGUGAUGGCAAAAUUUACUUAUUUGUGCGGUUCAUUUCUCAAACUGACUGAUCAGCCACUCUUGUGUUUGCAGAGGCUGAAUAGUUUCCUGCUCGGUAGACGAUCUCAACAGCGGCACAGCUUAAUACAGACGCUCGAGCGACACAUGCUGAGUAUGACGAACCAGCAGGAUAGCGUGGAUGAAGACAGUUGUGUAUGGAGACGAGGUCGCUCGCAUACAAUCGACUACGGCGAGCCUUCUAAGCUCAACUCCAUAUCUCCCAAAAUCGAGGGCAGAAUUGUGUGCCUGGGCGAAAAUGAAUAA